GGAGAUGUGGCAACACAGCCACACUGUCAAAUUCCAGUAAUUAUUGUCCUCUGCUGUUGUUGAAUUACAAACCGAUUUUCCGCUUUUGCAUAUAAACCUAGCAUAUAUUUGCCCGAUCCGAGAGUUGGCGGUGAUCCGUAGAAAGCGCUUUGGUAUUUCCCGCUAUCUGAGAAGUGAAAACGUGUCCGGAAAAUUGAAAGGCCAGCGGCAGCGAGUGCGAGCGAGAGAGCAGGUGACAGCGACACCGACAAGAUUCCCCCUCCUCUCCGCCCCCUUUUGACUGUUAUUUUUGCACGGCACGGGAAAAACCGAAGGAAAAGUGUGAUUUUCGAGAGAUUUUGCGCCGCAGUCCAGCCGGAAAAUGCUAAUAAACCUUAAGGUGAAGACCUUAGAUGCGCGCAUCCACGAAUUCAGCAUCGACAAUGAGCUCACAAUACGCCAGUUCAAGGACCAAAUAGCCGAGAAGACCAACAUUGCGGCGGAGAACCAACGUAUCAUCUACCAGGGUCGCGUUUUGGCCGAUGACAAGCAGGUGAAGGAGUACGAUGUCGACGGCAAGGUGCUCCAUGUGGCCGAACGUCCGCCCUUCUCUCAACGUGGUGCCAACUCCCGGAACAAUGAUGAACCCAUGCGCCCCUUCCGGAAUGUGGCGCGUCCUGCACCGCCCGGAAUGCGAACUUCUCCGUACUUCCGCGCCCUCGAUGGCAUGCUGGUCGGCACCAUGGCCAUUCCCGUGAACAAUGGCCCAGUGGCUGGUACCCGCACUCCCCCGAAUCGCUAUCCCAACUCGUCGUCCUUCUGCAUCAACCGCAUCACCGUGGCCCUGCACAUGAUCGAUUGCGCCGACAAUAUAGCCGCCUAUCUGGAGAAUCCCGCCGUGGGUCUGAACAAUCAAUCCCUGGACAUACUGCAACGUGGUCGCUGGUCCAUGGAGUCCACCGUCGUCGAGGUGGGCGUCUCCUCGACAGAUCUGCCGCGCAACAACAACAUUAUUGACAUGGUCCAGGAUGCUGUGACCGCUGCUCUAUCGCGGACUGGAGCCCGCAACUAUACGGUGGUGCAACUGCCCACUGUUUACACCAAUGAGAAUGGCGAGACCAGCGAGCAACGGGCGGGAGAGGUUGCCAGUAGCGAAGGAGCAGCCACCGGAACCGCCAGCGAUGCCAGUGGUGAGACCACUGCGGCCACUGUGAUCAUUGAGGAUGUGAUCGAGACAGACGACGAGGCCACCGAUGGAGCCUCAGACCGUUCGGCCACGCCUACUCCAGAAACAGAGGCGGAAGGAGCAGUGGGUGGCCAGCCGGCGGCUGCUGCUGCUGCUGCUGCUGCUCCUGCUGCUGACACUCCCAGCUCCUCCAAUGGGGCGGCAAAUGAUGCUGCAGCUGGUGGUGAAGGAGGAAACAACUCGGGACCCAGACGGCGCACUCGUCCCCAGGUUCUGGCCCAGGUUAUACAGCACUAUCGCGGCGUGCAAACGCGUUUGGCGCCCUUCGUGGAUCGCUACUAUGAGAUCCUCCAAAACGAUCCGACCUUCGAGGAGAGUGACACCGCUGGACGUGAGGAUGCCCAGCGCAUUUUCGACCGCGUAUCGGAGGCUUUUCACUAUCUUUCGCAUGCCCAGCAUGCCAUUUCCGAUUUGAUGCUGGACUUGUCACAGCCCGGACCGCGUGUGCUCACCUGCCGACCCAUUCUCGUCGAGCAGAGCGGCUACAUACGCUCCAAUAAUAUUUUCACGCCCAACUUUUUGGCAAUGCCACCGGCUGUCCUCAACGACCCAAUCCGUGCCUUUUCUGCUGCUGCUGCUGCUUCGGCUGUCACUCAAACGCCGCCCACAUCGGCAACCACCCCAAAUGCUGUGCAGGCGGCCACCGACGCCAGUCGAAGUGCGGCGGCCAUGGCGGAGAUUGCCAGUCGGGCCGCUGGAGCCGCUGCAGAGAUGGCCGCCGGAGCUGCCAGCGCAGCGGCCGCAGCUGCUCGCGGUUUGGUCAGCGACCACGUGGAGGACCCCGUCGACGAGCCCAUGGUGGCGCCGAAUGCAACUGGUGCUGGUCACCAAGCUCAGCAGCAGCCACGACUCGAAAUGGAUCAAACUGAAGCUCCCGAAAGAGAGCCCCGAGCAGCGCCUAGGCUGCGUGUCUAUGUGCCAGUGACCUUGCCUCCGUCCAAUCCCCAACAGGAGAUGGCUCGUAUAAUUCAGGCAGUGGUCAACAGGGCCACCAACGAAGCAAACGAUCUUCAUGUGGAGUUCAACUCGCCCAACGUUAUGUCGAUUAAUUUGCCUGUGCAUGUGAUGACCGCGGCAGUGCGUCAGGCACCCACUCCUGGAGCUGCCGAAGACUCUGCACCUUCGGCUCCGACUGCUGCUGAGGAAUCUUCCGAAAGUGCUCCUGCAGCCGGAAGUGAAGAUUCGCCGACAGCAGCCUCCACUUCGAGCGGAACACGCAGUGGGGAACAGAGGGCCAACACCUUGCCCACCACGGCCACGCAAACGCGGUCGACAUCCAGACCCCAGAUUCAGAUUGGCGGCAACAACAACUGGGGCGGACGCAUUGCUCCGACGCACACUGCUUUCGAUCGCUUCCUGCCCUGCAAUAGUCAUCACAUUCGGGAGCCAGAGCCGCUGCCCCACCACCACAACAACAACAUCAGCGGUGCGGCGGCCAACAUGCGCAGCACGAGCAUCGCGCCCGCAGGAGGAGCAACCGUCGUCUCGCCCACAUCCGCCAUAGGAACUCGUCCUGUCACCUCUGGUCGCAUCCAGCGCGGCAGUGCCUCCGUCCGUCCAAUGUGGUCGUCGCGUCGCCAGCGUCGCGCCAGCGAGCCACUGAACAGCCUACGGCCGGCAGCCUGGGCGCAGACCCAGACCCAGACCCAUACCCAGACCAACCAUGUUCAAGGCGGUGGCACCACCAAUGGGGCCGGAGUCGGAGCCGGAGCCGCAAGAGUGCGGCCCACGGGAGGAUCGGCAAUUAGUCGCGAUCGGUUGGUGGCUCGAACGGCCCUCGUUGGUGGUGGCAGCACCAACGGAGGCCUGCCCUCCGCCCGACUCCAGACCGCCAUCAGGAACUGGUCCAGACAAUACACUAAUUUUAUGCUUGAUAAUCUGAGAAAUAAUGCGCAAACAGCUCCGGCAGGCAGCGCCGUCGCCGCCGUUGGAGGUUCGGCCGGCGCCCCCGCAUCAGUUGCUGCACCAGGAGGAGCGGUCACAGUAGCAGCUGCUCCACCACAAGCUGCUCCAGCCACACCAGCCACUCCAGCCCAUACUGGCGGUCAGUCGAGCAACCUUCGCUCUCAGCUGCGCAGCUUCCUCAACGACAGCCUUUUCGCCGGAGUGCCCAUCAACGAACAGACAAUCCCAGAUGCCAUAGGUCGUGCCCUGGAGUGGUUCGGCGAGAGUCUGGUCUAUCUGCCGCAGUACGAGAGGCCGGAGUACAACUCCCGCGACUCCGUUUGCAACAUCCUGCGCGUCAGCCUCCGCCUGAUCAUUGAGCUGUGCAGUGCGGCUCCCGGCGGAACGGACAGUGCCCAGUUCGAGCAGACACUCAAGCAGAUCUGCGACCAGUUCCGCAAGCGCCUCUACAGCGUCCUCUUCUUGUGCCUGGGCAGCGCCAAUGCGGAGCUCUACUGGCGCCAGCUGAUGCGCCUCCUAUGCGCACCCAUGCGAUCCAAUUUCCACAACGAAGCCCUGCAGUUCUUGUGCAUCUACAUAGACCCCACGAUUCCCGCACAGACGGACACUGUGGAUGCCCAACAGUUCCUGGUCCUGCGCAGCGUUCAGGCAGUCCCUCCCACAGCUGCCGAGGAAUCAUUCGUUGCGCCACCGCCGCUUGCCUUCAAUCCACAGCAGCAGCAGCAGCCGCAGCCGCAAACUCUGGACUUGGAUGUGGAGAUGGCUGAAUUGGCUACCAGCAGCAGCAGCAGCAUCAGCUCACCCGCAUUCCAAAUGCCCUCCGUAAUUGUGGGUUCGGAGCCCUGGCACAUGAGUUUCCCCAAUGACUGGUUGCCUGUGAUAACGCGCGACCUGCAGACCCAGACUGAGCAGAAUAGCCGACCCCAGGCACCCUUCUCCGAUGCCUACAUCUCCGGAAUGUCCGCCAAACGGCGCAAGAUUAUCCAGUCGGAGAAGCCGACGGCCAGCGUGGAGUGCCUCAUCGCCAACGGAGUGCAACGGGCCAUCCAUGGCGUCGGCUUGGGAGGAACCGGUGGUGGUGGGGCCUCCAGUUCCUCGAUCAGCACCGAUGCCGUAAUCGGAUCCAUUGCCCACGAUGCCGCCAUUCAGGCCUCCUACACAGAUGCGGUGCGGAAUAGUUUGAAGGAGCGCAUUAAGCAGGAUGCGGACUUUAAGCCCGGCAAGUAUCCGCAGAUCGCCAAGUUCGCUGAGCAAAAUUAGACGACGGUUGCAGCGAUGGAACCCUGGCCACCUAGUGCUUGUUGUACAUUUUACUUUAAAGCAUUGUAUUUAAUUUAGUUAAUGGCUAAGUUCUGUUUAAAUCGAGAGGACGACGAAGAUUGCGACACCACCAAUACACGGAGAGGACCUUUAGCAAAUGCUUCAAACUAUAUAGAAUAAUAAUAUCCAACUGAUAUGUAUCCACACACACACACACUCACACACACUUUGGGACACGACAUGGAGUGCAAGCAAAAAACGCUUUUGGGGCUGCCAUAAAGGAGCAAAAUAAACACACAUAUUAACCGAAACAAUGGCGAUCGGAAUUGGAUUGAAUGAAUUUGGAUUUGGAUUUGGAUGUGGAUGUGGAUGUGAAGAUGGGACCACACACCGCGCGGAAUGCUUUCAAUUGUCCCAAAUGGCGGUGGCGUCCCCGCGUCGCGUGACGUGGUGGAAAAGCAGACCAGAGCCGUGACGACAGCCGAAUUCCAAGUUCCAGGCAAAUAUUUUUUGGCCGUCGCACAAAUCGGCAUUGACGUGAGCCGAUGGCACAUGAUUUCUGGAUGCUGGAUGGCCGAUGACGACCGAUGCGGAAUGUGCAGAGCAAGUCAAGUGGAUAGCCCCGAUAGCCAGAAGCAUUACAGGAGGCAUAUCUACAUCACACCACCAUUUGACCAGCCCCACAACCAGCCACAAUCCAUCCCAAUCCAUCGUCAUCGCAUUCCGAUGCCUACGCUACCCGUGUUAUUGUUGUCGCCUGCAAUCGAAACACGAAAAGGUGUCACAUAAAAAUGUUGUGAAUAUUUAUGUGCAAAAAAAAAAAACACAAAAAAAAAAAACAAAAAAACACCGAGAAUCAGCAAAAGAGAAGAAAACACAUGAAUAAAUAAUAAUUAUUAAUA
Messenger RNA from Drosophila elegans, 5292 nucleotides. Its product is annotated as large proline-rich protein BAG6. NCBI's taxonomy places the organism in Eukaryota, Metazoa, Arthropoda, Insecta, Diptera, Drosophilidae. Gene Ontology annotation, cellular component: BAT3 complex. Gene Ontology annotation, molecular function: misfolded protein binding; polyubiquitin modification-dependent protein binding. Bases 362 to 4390 code for a protein of 1342 amino acids. The transcript has 11 exons. The record is from RefSeq and is a predicted model, not a curated record.